UUGGAACAGCUUACCGGCCAAACCCCUGUGUUCUCAAAAGCCAGGUACACAGUUCGAUCCUUCGGCAUCAGAAGAAAUGAGAAGAUCGCCGUGCACUGCACUGUUCGUGGACCCAAGGCUGAAGAGAUUCUUGAAAAGGGCCUGAAGGUCAAGGAAUUUGAGUUGUACAGAGAGAACUUUUCGGAUUCUGGAAACUUUGGAUUCGGUAUCCAGGAGCACAUCGAUCUCGGUAUCAAGUACGAUCCUGGAAUUGGAAUUUACGGUAUGGACUUCUACGUGGUCCUUGAUCGCGCGGGACGUCGCGUUGCCAGAAGAAGACGUUGUCCUGGUCGCGUUGGA
This is a messenger RNA of Cylicostephanus goldi, 339 nucleotides long. The record is from the annotation of a GenBank genome assembly. Lineage: Eukaryota; Metazoa; Nematoda; Chromadorea; Rhabditida; Strongylidae.